AUUUCACCUCCAUAGUCAGGUAACCUUGGAUCUUAUAUCCCUGACAAAUUUCCUGUGGUUAUUCAAUACUUUCGAGUAACCAUUAACAACGUCACCUGACCUCGCGUCGCGUUGUCCAGCUCCGUCGGCCAGUUUUCUUUAAGCGUUUGAUCGGACAAAGUCGACUGCCCAGUGCUCGACAAGCACAAUUGCUUUUCUGUUCCAACCCCUACGCCGAAAAGAUUCGUCCUUCCGCAGUCCGUCGCCGUGAUCGCAUACCGUAGCUAGUAUUUUGCCCAUCGGCUACAGAGACCGACUUCACGAUCUUGGCUUUCUCGAUUAUAUUUUAUACAGCACCACAUUCCUAUCUCCUAGAAUAUUAGCUUCAACUUGACCACGGAACAUCUGACCACAAUGACGAACCAGCGCGCCUCGAAGAGAAGAAGGGUCUCCGAUGUGGAUGAAGAGGGGGAUACAGAGAUGCGCGACUCCAAUGACUUCCCUUUGUCACCGUCAGUGAAAGAUGAAGGAUCUGACGACGACGCAUUUACCCCGACUACCCCGACAAGAUCCACGCACCGGCGAGCAUCGCGACCAAGCCAGAAGGUAGAACAGGAUAAUGAAGGCGAAGUAAAUACCGAGGCACCUGCCAAGGCUGGGCUACGGACGAGUGGAAGGCAACGGAAGCCGCCGCAGAGGUUCGAGCAAGAAUUGAAGACUGCACCCUCGGCGAGUAAGACGGCCAGGACGCCUAGGAGUACUGCGCGCACCCCGAGAAGCACGCGAAAGACCAGACAGGCAUCUGAAGUGGAGGAAGAGGAUGAAGAGGAAAAGGAAGGGGAAGAGCAAUCGCCGGAGCCGCAUCCGACUUCGCUGGCGAGGACAAGGUCGAAGCGAGCCACUGUGAACUACGAUGAGGAUCAAGAUGAGGGACGAGAAAACACGGGACGAUCUGGCUCGUCAGAUGAGGGCGACCAAGAUGGGAUUGACGAUUUGGUUGCGAUGCAGCUACAGCAAGACCUCCAUCCCGAACAGGGCGGUAAAGACGAUGCGCUGCCACCAACAGAACCGCUGCCUGACUACGCUGCGGAUUUUCAAGCUCUGGCCCAGAGUGACAACUUUCAAAACGAGCUCAAGGUGCUGACACAGGUUGUAAUUGAAAAGCUCAAUGGGAAAAGACCAGUUCCUUUGAAGGGGCUGGAGAGCGAGUAUCAGAAGGUCUACCACCUCGUUGAGCAGACGGUUACUUCUGGCGAAGGUAACUCGAUGUUGCUUCUUGGAUCUCGAGGCUGUGGAAAGACGGCUAUAGUUGAGACUGUACUCUCAACCUUAGCAAGGGAACACGCGAAUGAUUUCCAUGUGGUCCGUCUCAAUGGCUUCCUUCACACUGAUGACCGACUGGCGCUCCGUGAAAUGUGGCGCCAACUCGGCCGUGAAAUGAAUACAGAGGAGGAAGCCGGCAAGAUUGGCAACUACGCUGACACGAUGGCUACAUUACUGGCCUUGCUGUCUCACCCAGAGGAGUUGUUUGGCCCGGGUCAAACAGACGGUGUGACUGCUGCCAAGUCAAUUGUGAUUUUGCUGGACGAGUUUGACCUAUUCGUAUCGCACCCGCGGCAGACAUUGCUCUACAAUCUGUUUGACAUUGCGCAGGCACGAAAGGCUCCAGUCGCGGUGAUAGGACUUACCACCAAGGUCGACGUGACGGAGAUGUUGGAGAAGCGUGUCAAGAGUCGAUUCAGUCAUCGAUACGUUUUUGUCCCGCUGCCUAGGAGCUAUGAGACGUUUUCGGAGAUCUGCUUUGCUGGGUUGAAUCUCGAGGAUGGUGAAUUGGCGGGAUAUUAUAGAACUGGUGCCAAAGCUGAGCGUUGGGGGAAGCUCCUCGAGGGCUGGGAAGCAUAUCUAGAGGCCCUAUGGAACGACGCAAACUUCUGUCCCCAUUUGAUGAGAAUAUACAACCAAACCAAAUCCGUCAAAGAAUUCUUCACCAGCGCAUUACUCGCCAUAACCGAACUCCACCACAGUGCCUACACCAGCCCACCAGAAGACCUCACAAUUCCAACGCCCAAAACCUUCGCCAACGAACCCCUCACCUGUCCCGAUCCUGCACCCCUCCCCUUCCAGCCUUCCACAUCCGUCUCCUCCAGUCCAUCCUCCCUCCCCCUCUCCCUCCUCCUGGCCGCAACCCGCCUAACAGCCCUAUACGACCCAGGCAACGACGCCGCGGCCCAACUGCAGAGCCUCGCCCCACUCGCCCUAUCCUUCCCAGCUGCGUAUGCGGAAUACGUCCGGCUCCUGACAUCAGCCAAGGUCUCUGCGUCAGUGUCUGGAGCUACUGCUACGGCCGGACGGGUCUGGGGCCGGGACGUGGCCCGUGAGGCGUGGGAGAAGCUCGUGAGUUGGGGACUGGUGAAUCCGGUUGGUGGGGGGAGUGGGACGGCUGAUGGACGGAUGUUUCGGGUGGAGGUUAGUUUUGAGGAGGUGGUUGAGAUGGCUGGGUCUGGGGGUCCGUUGGGGAGAUGGUGGAGGGAUGCUUAGUGUACUUUAUUGGUGGUGGUAAGAUGGUGUAUCCGUAUAGGUAUUGGGGUAGGUACUAUAUGUGAAACGCUCGGUUUCCUUUGUUUUUUUGUACUACGUGUUACUAGGCUGAGAAGUCGUCAUGUGAUGUUUCUGCUAGACAUGUCUAGACAUUCUUAUUUUUAAGUCUCAACC
Messenger RNA from Aspergillus ruber CBS 135680, 2691 nucleotides. Its product is annotated as origin recognition complex subunit 4. Gene Ontology annotation, biological process: DNA replication; DNA replication initiation. The record is from RefSeq and is a predicted model, not a curated record. The transcript has 3 exons. Gene Ontology annotation, molecular function: DNA replication origin binding; ATP hydrolysis activity. Bases 394 to 2517 code for a protein of 707 amino acids. NCBI's taxonomy places the organism in Eukaryota, Fungi, Ascomycota, Eurotiomycetes, Eurotiales, Aspergillaceae. Gene Ontology annotation, cellular component: nucleus; nuclear origin of replication recognition complex.